UUUAAUGACGUAAACAUUGUGUACGACACUUGGAACGUGUUAACGGCAUAUUGUGCCGUCCUGUCAACACAACAAUGGCAGAUGCCGUGGAAGCUGCUCUUGGAGGAAGCUGGGACCAGGAUUUAGCUGAUGCGCUGGACUCUGGUAGCUCUGACAUGGAGCUGGAGAGGGGCAUCAUACAGGUCCAAGAGCCUUCAUCUCCACAAAGGGCCAAGAUGUGGAAGAUCGCUCUAAAUGUGUCUGGUAAAGGAGACAGCUUUUCUCCUUGGGAUGGUGUCCUCGAUCUACCAGAACAGACCCUCAUUCACAACCGCAGUAAACAGAUUAUUGAUCAGCUGGGAAUACCUGAGGAAGAGUGUGGUGACUUGGUGUCUGAUGUUGAAUCUGCCAUUACCUUCUACUGCAAGUCACGCAACAUUACUUUCAGCCCAGAGCUGAGUUGGCCGUACCUGUUGAAACCAUUGCUGGGGCUUCAGCUUCCCCGCAGCGACCUCUACAACUGUUUCUAUGCCAUCAUGAACAAAUACAUCCCGAGGGACUGUGUGCCAAAUGGGCGCCCCUUCCACCUGUACAGACUACUGCUGCAGUACCAUGAGCCAGAGCUCUGCUCCUUCCUGGACACUAAAAAAGUCUCACCUGACACCUACGCCAUCGGCUGGUUGGGAAGUCUCUUUGCCAGCCACUGCCUUCCUGAAGUUACCCAAACCUUGUGGGAUACUUACUUCCAGCAGGCUGAUCCUUUUCUCAUCUUCUUCCUUCUGCUAGUCAUCCUCGUCAAUGCCAAAGAGACAAUCCUCGCACAAGAAGGGGACAGCAAGGAGGACAUCAUCAAAAUGCUGGAAGCAUCUCCUUCACUCCUGGAAUCUGAAGACAUUGAAGAUUUGUUCUCACUUGCCCAAUAUUACCAGAGCAAGACCCCCCUGUCUCUCAGAAAGAUGAACCAGAAUUUAUUUGGUAGCAGCCUUGUGGCUCUGAAGGAAGAUGACAUGGACCUCAGUCAGGCACUUUGUCUGCCUGUGUCUGUCCCUGAAAUCCUGCAGGCCAACCAACUGCAGCAGGAUGGAGUCCGAUUCUUUGUUGUGGACUGUCGGCCUGCAGAGCAGUACAAUGCUGGACACCUGGCCACUGCUUUUCACCUGGACUCUGACCUGAUGCUCCAAAACCCCUCAGAGUUUGCCCUCUCUGUGAAGUCCCUUUUGGAGGCACAGAAACAGUCUCUAGAGUCUGGAUCCAUUGCCAGUGGGGAGCACCUGUGCUUCAUGGGUAGUGGUAGAGAGGAAGAGGACAUGUAUAUGAACAUGGUGUUGGCUCAUUUCCUACAGAACAACAAGGAAUAUGUCAGCAUUUCUAAAGGAGGUUUUAUGGCCCUCCAGCAGCAUCUGGUAGACAUGAAUGUAGAGGGCCUUGAUUCCUCAUACAUCCACUGGAUAGUCAGCACAUCGGGAUCUCACGGCAGCCUCAGUUCUGCCGAUGGAGAGUCCCUGAGCAGCCCUGGAGAUGGCAAAGGUGUGAAGUCUUUGGUUAACAAAAUGACAUUUGCAUUGAAGUCCAAGUCAGUCAAUGUAAAGGAGAAGAUGAUCAGCUUCAUUGAGAACACCUCUGCUCCUGUGGACAGAAUAUCUUUCAAUCUGCCCUGGCCAGAGAAGGUGAUUCCAGAUCGGCACGUGAGCAGCAGUGAUCGUGUCGGUAAACCCUACAGAGGUGUGAAACCUGUGUUCAGUAUUGCUGAUGAAGAGGAAUAUGACACAGAUGAGAUUGACAGUUCAUCCAUGUCAGAUGAUGACAGAAAGGAGAUAGUCAACAUUCAGACCUGGAUUAACAAACCAGAUGUAAAGCAUCACAUUCCCUGCAAUGAGGUGAAAGAGACAGGUCACAUGUUUCCCAGUCAUUUGCUGAUCACAGACACUCACAUGUACUGCUUGCGGGAGAUCGCCUUACGAAAAGGCUUCGCCUACAUUCAGUCCAGACAAGCACUGAACUCUGUGGUGAAGAUCACAUCAAAAAAGAAGCACCCAGAACUCAUCACAUUCAAGUUUGGCACCAACAACACAGCUGGAGUGGAAAUAUCUGCAGUUGAGAGAUAUUUGAUACCCAAUGCGGGUGAUGCCACCAAAGUCAUCAAGCAGCAGAUUAUGAGAGUUCUGGACGCUCUGGAGAGCUCAUAGAGGGAGACGCGCUCAAGGCCGGGCAACAGAAGAGUGGAGUACCCUGUCCUGCUCCCUCAACAUCCCCCCCCUACUGGACAGAUUACUGCAGUGUUGACUGAAGCCUGGGACACGGGUCGCUGCACCGAGUCCAGACCUGUGGGGCAGAUUGUGUGUUAAAAUGCUUAAGUGCUCUGCAGUCAUUCAGGCAUUCUCUUACACAAAGUUAACAAUGAUUCUAAGUUGUUUUUUUUAAUUAUUAUUAUUAUCAUUAAUAGUUAUCAAACUCCAGAUCUCAUGACAGCACAGUUACUCAGCAGCCUUAACAUAACCUCCUUAUGUGGUAUAAUAUAUAUAUAUAAAAAAAAAAAAAAUCUAAAACCAGCCGGUACCUGUGGAACCACAUCGCACCUCUUUUACUGAAUCUAUUCAGAAAUAACAGACCUGGAUUCAGUGCUUCUCUUUUUGAAAUUGCAUCCAAAGUCUAAACCACUUUUUGUCAUGAGCGCGACUGCAUUUCAUGUACGUCUUAUUAACUUGCUUUUCAUUCUGGACAUGUGUGGCUUGUAGACAUGCUGUAGAAACCUGACCCUUGUUCAGUGGUAAUUCUUUUUGUCCACAGUAAUCGGGUCACAUACUGCCAACCCGGGUGUUUCGUGCACAUCUCCAAAAAGCUGAGCUGUCACACGGAGGUUUCCUACAGCUACAGGUUGUUUUUAAUAACUUUUUCCCAGCAGACAGCCUUAAUUAGAAAUUGAGGGUGUGUAUUAUAAACAUCUAUUGUACAUAGUCUGUCAGCUGGCCUACAUCAGCAGAGUUGUUUUGAAUGUUGUUCAGAACAUGCAGUGGAAAUGAACCAUUUUUUCCCUUUUUCUAAACAGCAACUAUGCCUUUAACCAAGUUUCUUGGAACUAAUUUAUCAUUGUGCAUACUGGAUUAACUUCAUAUCAUAGCAGUCUGAUGUAUGUUGCUUUCAAAAAGCCACUUUGGACUUUAAAGUACUUCAAAAAGAGAUUUGGUGAUUGUGAUUAGUGAGCGCACAAACAUCUCAGUAUUUUUCCAUCACAGUCAUUAUUUGAAUUAUUUUUGUCUUGUGGAUAAAAGUGUUGUAAGGCACUGUCUGUCAGAAAACUGUGCAGCCCUCCGGUUAUAUUAGCAUAACGUCAAUUGGUGCCACAUUUUGUUCAUCUACACUAUUAGGCACUGCCUUAAAAGAAACAAAUGGCAGUUUGUGAGGUCAGUGUUUUCAAGAUGAUCUGUCGUGUCUCUUGUAUUUGUCAGCAGGAAGUAGCUUUGCUGAUUUGUCCUCCAGUUUGCUUGGAGCUUUGGGCUUUGGCCUCAUGCCUGUGCGGUGUGAUAUUUGUAUGAAGGGUGGCAACAUAUCACAGUUUUUUCCUUCUCAUCUUAUUCUAAUCUGAAACUAGAAGGGCCUUCAGAGUACAGACAUCCAUCAGGGUCAAUAGUCCACUUCACUAUAGUACGUGUUUUCAGCCAUUUGUUACCUUAUCAUGAUUGACAUAAGAUCAGCCUCCCACCCACCCACAAAAAAUUUGUUCUACUGGAUCUGAACUUUCAUUCAAAUCUGUGCUAAAUGCUACAUGUUCAUAUGCAUCCAUAUAAAUGGGUGAGUCUUCUUUAUUUUCUUUCUCUCCAUAAAGAUCCAUGUAAUGUUCCUUGAGAAAUUAAAGAAAAUGUAUGCCCCCCCCCCCCCCCCCCCCCACACACAGACACACACACACACACACAAAAAAAGCCUAGUCUUAAAUUGAAGAGUAAGUCCUACGUGGGCCCUGGGGCUCAUCAGUGCUGAUGCGUAUCCUUAGAUACUGUAGCUUGAAGCAUAAGUUUACAACUCCCGCUGGAGUGGAGCCAGUUCAUCUCAGGUUACUUCCCCAAGCCAAAGGGAGUACCCAUUAACAGUUUGGUGGACUGGGACCAUGCAGAUGAAGUGUCUUGUUUAAGGACAAAAAUAGGUAGCAUGACUGAGAAUCAAACCCAGGUCUACAGCAGGGAGGAGCUCAAUGUGAUAGAAGUUGGACAACCAAUAGUCCAACUCCUGGUCCACUGAGUUCCCUACUCGGCAACCUAAGGAAGUGGAGUGGAGUGGGGUGAAUUCCUGAAUUUGCCCCUUCAUAUCUGCUCCAGUACUGAACGGAAUUUUGCUUGAUUCACACUCCACCCAUCCACCGUGUUGUAUGAAACAGCCUGCUGGGUUUACUGGAAUCUGCUGACAAAGUACUGAAAACAUAAUCUCCUUGUUGGAGGCACUGACGCUAAACCUCUAAAGGAAACGAUAUGUUACACUAACAGGGGAAACCAUCCUGAGUAAAGCGUAUGCCACACAUUUAUCAAAGAGGAACGAUUCAGAAUUGGUAAAGACUAAAUCUGAGCUCCGUUUUAACAAUAAAAUGGUUUUGUGACUUAAUUUACAAUGGAGCCAAGAUCUGUUUGCUGAUAAAAUUCUUCUGGGAAAUAUGGAACUGGUGUGUAUCAUUCCAGUGUAACUCCUGUAUUUCUUGUAAUUUAUAAACUUGAUAUUUUUCUGUACAUAUGUUUGUGGUAUUCUUAAUGGGAAGUCUUUACAUCAUUGGUUGGCAACUAUGUGCCAUGUGGUGCCAAGAAGGUGGCGGGUUUUCCUUCCAGCUGAUCACCUCAAGAAAUUUGCUGGCCUCCUCAGAGUGGCUCUCCAGGGCACACAGCUGCCCACCACUGGCAAACGAUCUCACCACUUGUCCUAUACAACAUGUCUCAACUGUAAUUUGCACUUUACUGUGCUGGUAUAAUUUUGUUUUUAAAUAAAUUAAAGUUUGACUGC
Thalassophryne amazonica is the source of this 4959-nucleotide messenger RNA. RefSeq names its product TBC1 domain family, member 23 (gene tbc1d23). Gene Ontology annotation, cellular component: trans-Golgi network. The transcript has 19 exons. The coding region runs from base 75 to 2165 and encodes 696 amino acids. Lineage: Eukaryota; Metazoa; Chordata; Actinopteri; Batrachoidiformes; Batrachoididae. The record is from RefSeq and is a predicted model, not a curated record. Gene Ontology annotation, biological process: embryonic brain development; retrograde transport, endosome to Golgi.